Molecule: messenger RNA, 573 nt
Organism: Cajanus cajan (pigeon pea)
Lineage: Eukaryota; Viridiplantae; Streptophyta; Magnoliopsida; Fabales; Fabaceae
Source: RefSeq, a predicted model, not a curated record
AUGAGAGCUGCUGAUUGGAUUUUUGAGGUUGAAAAGAUAUUCCAAGCUUUGGAAUGUCCUUUGGUGCAGAAGGUGACUUUGGCUGCCUUCAUGCUUUCUGGAGAGGCUGGAGUCAGGUGGCAAGGUCCUUUGCAGAGGAUGAUAGCUGCAGGUAUCCAUGUGAACUGGGAGAAUUUCAAGUGGCUAUUCAUGAAAAAAUACUUUCCACGAGAUGUGAGGCAUACGAAGCAAGUGGAAUUCCUUGAGUUGAAACAAGGAGAGAAUUAUGUAGCUGAGUAUGUGACUAAGUUUGAAGAUCUAGUUAGAUUUUGUCCCAUGUAUGAUGGUGUGGGUAAUGAAGAGGACAAAUGUGUGAAGUUUGUGAGUGGUCUUCGCCCUAAGAUCAAGCAAGUUUUCAACUCCCAAGGGAUCACUCAAUAUCAUGAACUGGUAUACAAGUGUCGAGUCUAUGAUGAGGACAACCGUGCUAGAGUAACUCAUUAUAAGAGUGGAGGACCCAUGAAGAAUCAUAAUAAGUUUGGUUUAUCUAGUAAGGGUAAACCUUACACUAAGUGUUGGGGAUCCGAGUUGUAA